AUGACUUCGUUGACACUGUUCAUGCUCGCAGUAGGCGCCGUCCACCUGGCCGAAGCCAGCCACCUUCUAAGAAGAGCCAGCCUCCAGGAGUUCAGCAAGGCGUUACCUCCAUGCGUUGAUGAUGUGGACCAAGUGGCAUGGAAGGGCCAUAUCUACCGCACGCUGUACGGGGCAAACGUGGAAGGCGACACGCCAACCAGCUGCGAGGAGACUACGUAUCAGCAGAUGCCGGAGAAUUACAGUAUUGCGCCGGAUGAGGUGAGCAUUGUUGCUCAUGUCAUUGCGACGCACAAGUGGAAUGUUUAUCGCGUGUGCCUUGCAACCGGGUGCUACGGAACGAAGCACGGCGAAGCUGGGGAGCUGCUGAACAGUGGGCAGUUCUGGGAAACAGAUGCUGGCAAAUACAAGGUGAAGGAUGCCUGUGCUGGGCAAAGCUAUCACCGUCUCCUCCUUCGUCAGGAAUGCCAGGUAUCACCGGAGGGCUUCAAGAAGUUUGCAUAUGCUACAGGCAUUGGGACCACUGCAUAUGCUGAGAUACCGCGCUUUGCCAACGAAGGCUCUUAUUCCGAGAUCCUGCAGGCGGCAAAGGAAGCAUGCAAGACAGACGCUGACUGCGCAGCUUUUGAGAUCAUGCGGACCUUCAGUCAAGACAAAAAUCCUGCAUUCCGGGAUUGGGGGCAGACCUGGGCGGACAAGAUUGAUGCUUCAGAGGGCGGAUGGCUUGUAUACAAACUCCACAAGCGCGAGACCGGCUCAGAGUUCAGCAUGCAUGAUACAGAGGAGCUGGACUGGUAUGCAUCAGGUCGCGAUGAGGACAUCUACAACUACCAGGCGACGCCCCUUCGCUGUAGCUGGAAGACAAACUUCACUUGCGGAUUUGACUCCCGCAUCCACAUCGCAGUUUCCAGCACAGCCAGCUCAAAGGAGGACUGUGAGGCACUUUGCCAGACCAGCCAAAUUGCUGACCCAGUCCGAGGAUGCUGCUCUUUCUCAGAUGGUCAAUGCAAAUAUGGCGAUGGCGCGCAGCUGGACAGGGCAAUGCCCGGAACAGACGCAGCAGAUUGCUGGCCAGAGAUCGUGCCAACAUCUACGUCAACAACAACGACUACAACCACUACGACCACAACAACAACCACAACUGAAACAACGACCACAAUAACAACCACAACCAUCACCACCACGACGGUCACAACCACAAGCACAUCAACAACAACAAGCACGACAACCACCACAACGACAACUAGCACGUCAACAAGCACCACAACAAGCACAAGCACCUCCACCACAACGACCACAACCACAACAACAAGCACCAGCACAACCACCAGUACCACCACUACCACCACUACCACGACAACCACGACUACAACCACAACCACUACAACGACCACUACGACUACGACGCCGUGGAUCUCUGGCAUAUCGCCAUCCUGUAUCACGGUCAACAAGGCCACGGAAAUCACAUUUUAUGGAGGAGAUGCGGGUGACAAGGUCAGAUUUGAAGUGGACUGUGACACGGUAUCCGACGAUAACUUCACAACAUUGAAGGAAGGAGCAGAGGGUGCCACAGCUGAGUUCUCCCCGCAGGAGAAGGGUGAAGGCUUCCUUUUGUGCUACAAGCGUGGCCACGAAGAGGUUCAUGGUGAACAUCAUUUAACGCUUGAUGUGAAAGGUCCUACUGGUGCCAGCCAUAUCUCUUCCAUCAGUCCGACGCUGGUGAAGCGAGCUGAAGCAGCAGAGCUGCGGCUGGAAGGCCCUGAGAAGACCAAGGGUAGGGUGUGUUUUGCUCCCAGCUGCGCCUUGUGCCCUCAGCUUUAUGACAGCGCAGAUUAUCCUGCUGUUGAGAUUCCUGGGACGGUGAGCCUCUUGAAAGAGGCAAAUAAGCUGCAUAUUGUCGCACCGCAGAAUGACAGCAAUAUCUACAAGGUGUGCUAUCAAGAAGACUUCAGCUGUGAGUGGGUUCAACAGAGUGGUCUCAAGAUCCGCUUCGAUCCUCACAUCAUUAGCAUAGACCAGACCUGCAUUGGAGCGAACAGAGACGCCACGAUUGGCUUCGAGGGCGCCUGGCCAGGUGAUCGGGUGCAGUUUGCCCGUGGCUGUGAUGGCAUCACAGAGCCAAAGGAAGAAUUCUUCAGCGAGAAGAAGCGAGCUUUGUGGUAUGCAGGUGAAGCUCUUGAGGGUCUCAAGCUCUGCUACAAGCCGGAUACUUCAGAUGCA
Molecule: messenger RNA, 2217 nt
Organism: Symbiodinium pilosum
Lineage: Eukaryota; Dinophyceae; Suessiales; Symbiodiniaceae
Source: the annotation of a GenBank genome assembly